Molecule: messenger RNA, 669 nt
Organism: Salvia splendens (bonfire salvia)
Lineage: Eukaryota; Viridiplantae; Streptophyta; Magnoliopsida; Lamiales; Lamiaceae
Product: splicing factor 3B subunit 6-like protein
Exons: 2
Coding region: 162-542 (126 amino acids)
Biological process (GO): mRNA splicing, via spliceosome
Cellular component (GO): U2 snRNP; catalytic step 2 spliceosome; precatalytic spliceosome
Molecular function (GO): RNA binding
Source: RefSeq, a predicted model, not a curated record
AUUAUAAUUUAAUAGUACUCCUAAAUGCUAAUAUUAUUGGGCUAUAAAUAUAUCCCUCGAUUUGCUCACUCCUCCGUUGAUGUGUGUGUUCCAAUAGCGUUAGGUCAAGGCGGACUACUCUCGAUCUCACAUCGUCUACGACUCUACGCUUAGGUGCUAAAAUGGCGGCAGCAAUCAGCCUCCGCAAAGGGAACACCCGGCUCCCGCCGGAGGUGAACCGCGUGCUCUACAUUCGGAACCUUCCGUUCAACAUUACGAGCGAGGAGAUGUACGACAUCUUCGGCAAGUACGGGGCGAUACGGCAGAUCCGCAUUGGCACCAACAAGGACACUCGAGGCACCGCCUUCGUGGUCUACGAGGAUAUCUACGACGCCAAGACCGCCGUCGACCACCUCUCCGGCUUCAACGUGGCGAACCGGUACCUGAUCGUCCUCUAUUACCAGCAGGCGAAGAUGGGGAAGAAGUUCGACCAGAAGAAGAAGGAGGAAGAAAUCCAGAAGCUCCAGGAGAAGUACGGCAUCUCCACGCCCAAAGAUAAGUAGUAAUUCGUUUCAUGUUCUGUGGAAAAUAUAUAGCUUAGUAAUAUUGAAUAUGUGACUUUGUAAUAUGCUAAUUGAAGCAAACUUUACUUUUUUGUGUUAAUGAUGAUAUGGAUUUCUGAUUCUUGCA